Fraxinus pennsylvanica is the source of this 1302-nucleotide messenger RNA. NCBI's taxonomy places the organism in Eukaryota, Viridiplantae, Streptophyta, Magnoliopsida, Lamiales, Oleaceae. The record is from the annotation of a GenBank genome assembly.
AUGGGAGGAAUUUCAACUCUUUCAGCCCCAAAAUACUGGCACAAUCUUCCAACAUUGGCAUCCCAAAAUAAUUCAAGAAUCUUAAACCAAUUUAAUGACAAAUUUUCUUCAAUUCAGUUCAAUCCCACUUUGAAAUCAUCAGGAAAAGAGAACCCAUUUUCUUGUUUUGCUUUGGAUGCUUCGAGGGAGUCUAUACCGCCACUGGUGGUGGUGGGAUCAGCCAAUGCUGAUUUAUAUGUGGAGAUUGACAGGUUGCCUAAGGAGGGUGAGACUAUAUCUGCUAAAACUGGGCAAAUCUUGGCAGGUGGUAAAGGAGCCAAUCAGGCAGUUUGUGGUGGUAAACUGGCAUAUCCCACAUACUUUUUGGGGCAAGUGGGGGAUGAUGCACAUGGGAAGUUAAUCACUGAGGCACUUGAGGGUGGUGGAGUGUGUUUGGAUCAUUUGAGUAGACUGGAUAAUGUUCCUACUGGGCAUGCUGUGGUCAUGCUGCAGGCUGGUGGGCAGAAUUCUAUUAUUAUUGUUGGGGGUGCUAAUAUGGCUUGUUGGCCCGAUACUCUGUCCGAGGAGGAUCUGGAGGUUGUUAAGAAUGCUGGGAUUGUUUUGCUUCAGAGGGAGAUUCCUGAUUCUGUUAACAUCCAGGUUGCAAAGGUCGCUAAGAGUGCACUUGUACCGGUCAUCUUGGAUGCUGGAGGAGUUGAUGCACCAAUCCCUAUAGAGCUAUUUAGUUUUGUCGAUAUUUUCAGCCCAAAUGAGAGUGAGCUUGCUCGUCUGACGAACAUGCCAACAGAAACUUUUGAACAGAUAAACCAAGCUGUGGGAAAAUGCCAUAAAAUGGGUGUUAAGCAAGUGCUUGUGAAACUCGGAGCUAAAGGGUCUAUUCUUUUCACCGAAGGAGAGGAACCAAUUAGACAACCCGUCAUAUCGGCUCCAAAAGUAAUUGAUACCACUGGAGCUGGUGACACUUUCACUGCUUCUUUUGCAGUGGCUCUUGUGGAGGGAAACUCCAUAAAGGAAUGCUUGAGAUUUGCUGCUGCUGCUGCUUCACUUUGUGUUCAAUUCGUCUUGCAUAUAAAUAAGAGGCCGUCACUAAAGCUGCUCUUAAUUCAGGACUCGGACUUGGGUUUUUUGUUCCUGCAGCCUCUUUUGGACAAUGAUAUCGAAGUCACUGACAGUCCAUUCAGCAACUUGGUUAUCAGGCCUGUAACGAUGGUUGACCAAUAUCUGUCUGAUGGUGGAGUUCCUGGAUCCUGGUACAUCAAAGAUAAUCAAAUACUGUCAGGAAAAUGCCCUGCAAGUCUGUAA